Molecule: messenger RNA, 705 nt
Organism: Protopolystoma xenopodis
Lineage: Eukaryota; Metazoa; Platyhelminthes; Monogenea; Polystomatidea; Polystomatidae
Source: the annotation of a GenBank genome assembly
CGUAAAAAAGCACCAAGCAUAUCUGGAGAGAGAGAACAACUUCAACAACGACAAGAGCGUUUAGUGACAGAUUGGGAAACUACUUCCACUGUUGGAGUGUCAUCUUUGUCCGGUUCUCGUUCCUUGCGACGUCGCUCCGUUGAUCGGGAGCUUACUGGUGCAAGUAGCGGAGUGAGCUUUUCUGGUCUUCUCCCUGCCAAGCGACAGGCGACUUCCAACAACACUUGUAUUUCUUCUUCCGCAUCCCCGGAAGAAGAGGAUUGGUGCCUUUCCGAUGUCAUUUUCGUUGAGGAUGGUCGCACUCAACCGGUAGGUGUUGUGCUCAAGGUCGAUGGGGGUAUAGCAGCCGUCAAGUUUCUCAAAGAGCAGGAAAGAGCCUGUCUAGCUGUCAAUUGUAUGUAUUCGCCCGUCACCACACUGAUCAACAGUCUUGCAGGUGGGUGUGGUGGCAGUACAGCUGGAUCAAGUUGCAUUUCGGGGCCCCUAUCGGGUUCAUCUGUUGUCACUGGCAAACUAACUCCUAGCUGCACAGGCAACAUGACUUACACCACAUCUGCCUUCCUUCCCGCAUCUGGGUCCAGCAGUUCUGGGCAAGCUUCGUCAUCUCCUGGAGGGGCUACUGUUCCUACUACUACUUCUUCCACUGUUUUGCAAGUUUCUAAUGAUCCAAUGGCCUGGUUAAACGUAAGAGCUUGGAGGUUUUAA